UGUCGAGCAAGCAGGCAACUAGUUUCAACUUGCAAGCGUGCUGUCAAGUAUGCGCAAACCCCGACUCCAUGCUUAUAAAUCAUCAUGUUCUUUCUGAAAGCCUCAUAUGAAGCCUUAGAUGAACUUAUGAGUUAAUUACCGGUCUAAUGCUUUCGGCUAUUUCUCACGGAACAACGAGACUCAGGUUACUAGCGUUUUGAAACGUUAUUGACCAAGUCAGUAGGGGUGGGUUGGUGUAGAGAAAGGAAGAGGAAGAAAGUCAGAAAAAGCAGCCUGAGUGCGAAACUCAGAACUUGCUAACACAUCAGUGCUCAGCUAUCUAAUUCGAUUCUUUUUCGGAAGGAAAACUUGGCAGGUGUGAAUUUAAUAUGAAGCGUCUAUUUUCGUUUGGCGGCAAAGGACGAAGCCAAUGAGGGCUACCCACGAGAUACAGUCUAGAGGACAUUAUUUCAACAUUUCAGGGUCUGGAAGACGCUUAGGGUUCCCAUAUCCUCUGGAUGACUGAAGGACAUAGCAGUGGAUUCUGACAUGGACUGUGCAGAGGUCAAAGGUCAAAUCCCAGCGGAGGAACAGCUGGAGCCACUGGUUAUCCUCGAGGAAGGGGACGAGCUGGACGAUUUCACACAUAUCUCUGCGAGAGGGAAAGGCGUACUAAGAGUGAAGAAGGAAAACAUGGAAGACAUGAUUAAGGGAAGUUCGGAGGGAAGUACAGAUUCUGAAAACGAUGUGGAAGUGGAAAGUCAGCAAAAGGAAGGGCUGGAAUACAUAAACCAAAAGAUCGAGGGAGUGACAGAAACCGAGGAGAACCCAGAAGUGAAAAUAGUCCAAACCAGACCUGGAUUAGUGAUGGGGAAGGCAGAAGAAGAGAUGGAGGGAUUGAAGACAAAAGCAGUGCCUAAAGAAGAGUCACUUGCUGAUAGCCAGCCUUCUGCCAAACUACGACCCAGGGACCGACUCAGUCCUGAAGAUGCUCAGCAAAAGGUCCACAGAUUAUCCCCAGAUUCUCCUGACGCUCUCUACGAGCUACUUUGCGCUUUGCAAGAGGGCCGUCGGCUCAACGACCAGCGCUGCUCCUUCACACUGCAGCCACGCCGGAGGUGCCACUCGGAGCCUGGAACCCCACGCCACAACCAUAAAGGAGUCUAUGGCAGCCCUAUGAACUUGGUCUUCUCAUCCAUGACGUCGCUGCAGAAGGAGGAGUUCUUCGACCUGGUGGCUACCUCCCAGGCUCGAAGGCUGGAUGACCAGCGUGCUGCUUUUCAGGGCCCUUCCCCAGAAACCCCGGCGCGUUUGCCUCAGGAGCCUCGGCGUCCCUCCAGCGCCCCUGAGACUUUCUCUCAGCCCAGACCCAAAUCGAGGAGAAGCAGCUGGAAGGUCAUGGAGUUUGGGCAGUCCGUUCCCAAGCCAGCAGCAAAGGAGGAACUCUACAACAUGAUCCUAAGCUCACAAGCACAGGGCCGUUUGGAGGAGCAGCGAAGCAAAGCACCAGGCCCUAUGGAUGAUGAAGAUUUCUUCUCCCUGCUGUUGAAGGUCCAGGGAGGCCGUCUAGACGAGCAGAGAACAGAGCUUCCCGUAGCACUUCGGUAUUAAGAGACGCUGGCUAACACGUCUGAAUAUUGAAAAAGGGUGUUAUUUCGGGUUUUGCCUGAAAUAUGUCUUUUAGUUACUUUUUUAACUUGCUUUUUGUUUAAAAUGAUGUAAUUUAUGAUUGUCAAGUAUGUUUUAGAAAUUGUUGGUGUUCCCAAGGAUUUUAAUAUUUGAGCGAUGUACCUUGAGUGUUAACUGUAGAACGUUUUUUUAUAAGAAGCGCUAGGGUCAACACUUGAGCUGAGCGAAACGUUGCACAUGGUUGCAACAGGCGUUUAAUAUUUGCUGAUGUUUUUCACUGUUGGUGUUUGCUUUAGGGAGGCGUGAAAAAGAGCUUAGAGGAACAGAGGGCGCAGACUUUUAGAAGUGUGAAUGGUGCAAAGCAGUGAAAGACCAAGAGCUGAAGCACAAUGGGGUACAUUAUAUAAGAAGUAAGGCAAGACACUGUAAGUGAAUGGGGUCAUUAUAAUUAUCAUUAUUAUUUUUUCUUAUUAAUAACAACAACAAUAAUAAUAAUAGAUCUAACAAUUAAAUAUUUGACAGUUGAUUGCUGAUAGGGUGCACGGUGGCUUGGUGUUUAGCACGUUCACCUCACACCUCCAGGGUCGGGGGUUCGAUUCCCACCGUGGCCCUGUGUGUGCGGAGUUUGCAUGUUCUCCCCGUGCUGCGGGGGUUUCCUCCGUGUACUCCGGUUUCCUCCGCCAGUCCAAAGACGUGCAUGGUAGGCUGAUUGGCGAGUCUAAAGUGUCCGUAGUGUACAAGUGGGUGUGUGAGUGUGUAUGUGAUUGUGCCCUGCGAUGGAUUGGCACCCUGUCCAGGGUGUACCCCGCCUCGUGCCCGAUGCUCCCUGGAAUAGACUCCAGGUUUCCCCGUGACCCUGAAAAGGAUAAAGUGGUAUAGAAGAUGGAAGGAUGGAUGGAUGAUUGCUGAUAUUCUUACAGAUAUUGAAACUUUUUCAAAAAUCCAUUUGUCUAAUUAUUCAUGCAUAAAUCUGCAUACAAAAUCUAGCAUCUUUUGAUGUUGUUAAAAUUAAUAUAAAAUAAAAGUAAAAAAAAUUCAUGGAGUUUAUUUCACUAUGGAGACACUCUCAAGCGAAAGACUUUUACAGAAAAGUUUGUUGAAUUUUUUUUAUUAUUAAUAUUAUUAUUGUUAACCGAGAAAACACACUGUUAUAAGAUGAUUUUACGCCAUUUUCAGUAUAAAAACAACAUUUUGGGAUACUCUUCUGCAAUAAGGCUUAAAUUAGGAAUAGGAACGAACGAGGGUAAGUCACCUAGAAACUGAUUGUGAGGGAAAAAAAUCAAAAAUUAAAAAAAAAAAAAGAAAAAGAAAAAAAAAGAAAGGAAAAUACAGUGUGGUGUUAAUGUUAACUUGUUGCAACUUGAGUUUGAUUGAUGUGUAUAUCAUCAUGACCCAAAAUUGACAUGAUUUCAAGGAUAUAUGACGUGCUGUGAUUGUGUUACGUAGGCGGAGCUUCAUCAAAGUCGCUUAGUUGCUAACAAAAUCAGUGAUAUGAACACUUUUCUGUUGAGUUGUGAUUUUCUUUUUUUUUUCUUUUUUUAUUCCUGCAGUUUAAGAGAUGUUACACAAACAUUAUUGACCAGAAUGAUCUUUUCUACCUAGUGUCUUGCCUUAAACUGAUGCCUAACAGACUUAGCCAGUUGUAGAACGUUAUAUUGCAGCAGUCUAUUUUUGAGACAUUCGAGUCAAGUAUGAUGAGCGGCUCAAAAUCUCUAUAAAGCUAAUAAUGAAGCUCAGCAACAGGACCGACCGAUUCCUCUUCGCUAGACGUAAAACUAUUCUUUGUUACUGAUCGUAAUAAAUCUAAUCGUCAUACUGAUACCAGAUAGGACUGGUAUGACUUGUGACUGGUGGUUAUGGUUACAGUGUGUGAGAAAUGUGAGACUUUUUUUUUUGUUUGUUUUUUAAAUCAGCACAAAAGUCACACCAGCCAGCAUUCUUCUAAAGUGUGAAAGCAGUCUUAGUUUUGUUCAAGAGUCACGAAGCUAACGAAACCGACAAGCCACCAGUUUAGCAUGGUGCACACUGCAUGUCUGAAGCAUUGCACAAUUUCUUUCUGGAUUCGUUCAGUGUCUCAAAUAGACUUGUUCCUCUCGUGUUAUCUUUUUUUUUUAAUGAUAAAAAAAGACGUUAUUAGUUAUUAGCUGUGUCAUAGUUCCAUCUCAAAGCGGAGUCACUUUCUUCCUCAGGCUUUGUGGUUAGCACGUUCGCCUCACACCUCCAGGGUCAGGGGUUCGAGUCCCACCGUGGCCCUGUGUGUGCGGAGUGUGCAUGUUCUCCCCGUGCUGCGGGGGUUUCCUCCGGGUACUCCGGUUUCCUCUCCCAGUCCAAACACAUGCAUGGUAGGCUGAUUGGCGUGUCCAAAGUGUCCGUAGUGUAUGAAUGGGUGUGUGAGUGUGUGUGUGAUUGUGCCCUGCGAUGGGUUGGCACCCUGUCCAGGGUGUACCCCGCCUCGUGCCCCAUGCUCCCUGGGAUAGCCUCCAGGUUUCCCCGUGACCCUGAAGGAAGGAUAAGCGGCAUAGAAGAUGGAUGGAUGGAUGGAUAUAUUCAGUGAUUUUAUGAAAGUAUUUUAUGAAAUAUUUUAUGUUACCGAGGCACUGAGUGUGUGAGGACUUAGACAUGCAUUUUUGCACAAUGUUAAAACGGUAGCUAGAAGUUUCCUUUACUUACGUAUAAUCGAAUACAUUCGAAUUAGCUCGUAAUUCCGUCGUUUUUCGAACUGAGCUACAAAGAGGGCGAAAAAAAAAAACAUGGACGCCAGCUAACUCUCAGGAACGAUGUAUAGUCUCCUCCUCAGAACAGCGAACUAUACAGCCAAUGUUAUAGAUUUAACAAGCGAAUAUAUUGAUUAAUCUAAAACAAAUACUUGUAUAAACAGUAUAAGUCAUUUAAAGGUGAGACGGGUUACACUGUUGAAGGGGAAGGAGGAGUUUUCGAGUUACGCUGUUUUAGCUGAACGUAUCAUUACCUACGUUAACCUUGUAGCUCUAGAACAAAACUAAAGAAGCAAACUCGUCGUGGAUUAUUGGCUAAAGUUAUCGAGAAUAGUGGAAAAUUAUAUCGUUUGUAUUUUCGGGGUAAACUAUGACAUUAAAACACAAGAUUCUUGUAUUCAAGCUGAAAAAUUACUGAGAAGAGUUUGAUAAACCUCUGAUAAAAGUCGUUUUUGAGUAGCAAAAUUCAUGAUUUGUAUGAUUAUCAGUUUUUUAAGGGUAUUUAAGCGGUUUAAUAACGUGAAAGCAUUGCGAAUUAAACUAGAAUGUAGACUACAUACUCAGAAUAGGAGGUCUUGCACUACUUCACGGUGUUGCCAAGUUUAAUGAACUAAAGUGAUUAGCUUUAUACAUUAAUAUUAAUUACUAAUCCCGUUCUGCAUCUGUCCUUUACAGUGUAGGAUACCUGACCCGUUAUGGUAUUUAAUAGAGAAAAAGCCAAACGCCAUCAUUGUUUUGUUGUGCACAGAAAAGACUGUUCCUUAAUUAAAAUGAUUAAUGAAGUCA
Molecule: messenger RNA, 5108 nt
Organism: Ictalurus punctatus (channel catfish)
Lineage: Eukaryota; Metazoa; Chordata; Actinopteri; Siluriformes; Ictaluridae
Product: G-protein-signaling modulator 2
Exons: 6
Coding region: 529-1590 (353 amino acids)
Biological process (GO): regulation of inflammatory response
Molecular function (GO): protein binding; GTPase regulator activity
Source: RefSeq, a predicted model, not a curated record